AUGAAGCAUCUUGUUCAAAACAAGUUGAUGCAGAUGCAACAGAGUUUGAGCCAGAUUACAAGUACCCGUUCCUCAAAAAGGCAACCCACAUGUUGGGUGCUAUUCCCGCUCCACCUGCGUUUGCUUCUGAGUUCCCUACAAAGGCUGCAGCUUUUCAGUUAAACGCAGGACAAUCAUCAGGUUCAGUUCAUGUAACCGCAGGUAUGAUCACAAUAUCAGAGAGCAACAUGGGCUGGUCAUACGACAAAAACGCGAACCGUGACUUAAUCCUUUCUUACCGUUUGGUCCAAGAGAAUGCGUCCGGGAAAUUAGGAAAUAGUUUAACAAGGGCAAUGUUAAUCUUCAUGUGUUUCUGGGUCCUCAUACUCUCAGUUAGUUUCAAAGUAAGCACUUUGGUCACUUCCCAGUGAUAAGUUCGACACUUUUUAAAACAAGACCUAUGUGUUUGUACCCAUUAUUGAUAUAGAUUUACUUGCAGUCUUCUGCUAUUCUGUUUUGUUGUGUAACUAUAUUGAAUAAUCUCAUUUUUGUA
Messenger RNA from Camelina sativa (false flax), 532 nucleotides. The record is from RefSeq and is a predicted model, not a curated record. Lineage: Eukaryota; Viridiplantae; Streptophyta; Magnoliopsida; Brassicales; Brassicaceae.